This is a messenger RNA of Aspergillus welwitschiae, 2427 nucleotides long. RefSeq lists its product as uncharacterized. The record is from RefSeq and is a predicted model, not a curated record. NCBI's taxonomy places the organism in Eukaryota, Fungi, Ascomycota, Eurotiomycetes, Eurotiales, Aspergillaceae. The transcript has 2 exons. Bases 397 to 1815 code for a protein of 472 amino acids.
AUAGCCUCAACAGGUCGCCCGCUUUUUCUGUUGUUCACAACUUAUCGCGGGGAGGGAAAGGAACACUUGGGAGAGAUGGUUGGUCACCACAUCCUCUUGUCCCGCUUCCCUCAUUCAUCUUCCUGCUUAUUUCUCUCUUUCUUUGUUACUUUAACCUUCCCCAGCCUCUCUCACAAUAUCUCUCUCAUAUCAGCGCCCUCAUGGGCCCCUCCCGGACCCCCCGAUUUAAUUCUCCUGCAUCCCCGCUGGGCGGAUGUCUCGUAUUAGUGUUUCAUUGACCUGCCUCGUGCAUCGCCUGCUCGCGCCUUUGCUGCCUGCCUUUUCUUCCGGUCCCCACCCAGUCCUCCCUCCCUGGCCACUGGGCGAUGGAGCAUCACUGCUGAUGCGCUGGCAGCCAUGAUGCAGGCAAUUGAGCAGGCAGGCUCCAUAUUCACUGGCUGGAUAUCUUCCUGCUUGUUCUGCCUGAGCGGGAGGGGCGACGAUGAGAGCUUUCAUCAUCAACAGGCUAUGAAGCAGAAAGGUGUUGAACGAGAAAUGAGAGUAUGCCAUACUCAACCUCAUCUCGUUCCUCCGAUGAACCUCACCGACUACGAUGAUUUGCCCAGUCCAAGCCCUCAGCCUCGGGUAUCAUCGCUACAGUCAUGGGUGGUUGAGGGCAGGACCCGGGCAUCGCGAGCGUCAAAUCGAGCUAGCAUGUCGCUCAAAAGGAAGUCAACUGCUCCCGUGAGGAUCAGUGGUCCCUCAGAGUUUAGAAGAGUCUCCAUGUUCCUGACUGAACUGGAUGAGUAUCGUCCGCUGGAGUUGAGCUUCAAUACCCCAGGCAACAGACUCCCGGACCUCCCCAGAUUUGAAGACUUCCCUCUCGACCACGACCGGAAGCAGGUCAUUUCACGACCCCCGCGGGCUCUCUCGUCCACCGAGAUGGGCCGAAUAUCGCAACUGCGGACUCAUCGACCCUCUUCUUCGUUUCAGCUUGCGCGAAAGCCGGUCGGGUCAGGAUCUCGUCGAUCCUCGUUGCCAACCCAAGAACAGCUCCAGUUGUUAGAGAAGAAUACUCCCAUCACCAGUCCCUUAAUCCCUCAUUUUUCACAACGUAGCUCUGCGGUUACUGGCUUGACCGCAAGUGCGGUUCCUUCUACCACUCCCAGGCUGGAUUUAAGUGGUGGCAGCACGUCCCUGGCUAGGAACGAGCUACACCGGGACACCCACGAGGCCCCUACAUCCACGGUCCCAAGGACUCCCACCAAACCCAGCCUGCAGGACAGGCCCUUACCUUCUAUCCCGACUGAGGAAGAUUCACCUUCUUCAGGCAGUACGUAUCACCCACCUACUACUCCCUCCGAAAGCCGACCCCCAACCACACCAUCGGAGAAUCCCAAUCAAACCCCAACCCGCUCGGGACGUGUUACCCAGUGGCUCUUUCAGACACCCAACAAGCCGAACUUUCUUUUUUCCAACCCGAGCAAAAUCAGCGACAAGGGGCCAUUUCGCAUACGCUCGCGGACGCUGAGCGGCUCUACGCUCGCAUCAACUAUCACCAACAUUACCGGAGGGCACAAGACUACCCCGUCUCUCGCCAGCGGCACGACAGUAGCCCCGACGAUGCAAGCAUCGAGCACAGAAUCACGGAACUUUGACCUCCCUCUUGGCAGUCCAUUCUCACCCAAACAGACCUUUCCAACCGUGACAGAAGAGCACACCUAUCCCACAAUUCAUGAGGGUGAACAGCAACAGCAUCAGGAGCCCGAAGUAUUUGAUGAUAUGCUUACCCAGUACUACGAGUAUCGCCAUUCCGCUGUCGGUCUAGCAUUUUGAUCGAUCUCCGAGCAAAUGAGCCCUUUACUUCUUUACAAUCAGUCAGAUUCAGUUUUCUUCAAUUCACGUCUCGGUCAACAGCCUUGAUAUGCAGACUACCUUUAUAACCAUAUUUAUCACCCUGCUCAAGGGGAACAUCUAUCCUUUCCGGCCUUAAUGAUCCUGUCUCUUGCAGAUCCUAAUUUCAGGAUCGAACCUAUAUACGCUCGCUUUCUUUGCACUUUUUCCGCAACAUCAAUGUAUCUGAUACCCUUUGGUUCUACAUAUGUGCUUUUUUGCUUCAUCCGUGCUUCAAUAAGAUACUAUUUCAUGAUUCAUUAAGUGUCUCUAGUCACGAAGUAGCUAAGUCAUGAGCGGCACGAAGAAAACACAGCUGCACAAAAGAGAUAAUAUCAUGCAUGGAUGUACAUGUGCAGUCAAUCAUUGUCUGGUUGUCGACCCCUUUAUCCUCCACCCAGUACAGAUAAUACUUUCCUCCCUCCUUAAACCGAGAAAGAUGUUCAUCGACCCGAUCAUGGUCCCUAAGGUAACUCAAUUGCCCAUUUUCUUUUCUCCGGUUUGUCAAAACAACACAGCCAUUAUGGAAUUUGCACCAUACAACCAUUAUCAUUA